This is a messenger RNA of Auanema sp. JU1783, 1488 nucleotides long. Lineage: Eukaryota; Metazoa; Nematoda; Chromadorea; Rhabditida; Rhabditidae. The record is from the annotation of a GenBank genome assembly.
AUGAUCGCUAAGAAGCAAAGACACUUUGUUGCUCUAAUGCUCAUUGUUCUCUUCAUAUUAUUUUCAUCCGCAUUCUACACAAAUUUUUCUUCCUCUGUUCUUCAAGCUAGUGGGACAAGUCAUGGAGCGUUCGAAAAUUCACCUUUCGAAAAAAUAUUCGUUCACUUGGAUUUGAAAGGUGCUCCACCCAAAUUAUCUUUCUAUGAACCAUUCUUCACUCUUUUGAAACAGCUAGGAGUUAAGGGUGUACUAAUUGAGUAUGAGGAUGCUUUCCCUUAUUACGGACAGCUGUCCAAGUUACCUAGAGAUGCUCACUAUUCGAAGCAAGACGUAUUCCAAAUACAGAAGGUUGCUAGGGUGAAUGGGUUGGAGGUUAUUCCACUGAUUCAAACGUUCGGUCAUCUAGAAUUUGUGCUGAAACAUGCGAUGUUUCAAGAUCUUAGAGAGAAUAUUGAGAAGGAGGAUAGUAUUUGCCCCUCGGAGGAACGUUCUAUUAGACUUAUUGCGCAGAUGAUUCAACAAAUGCGAGAGCUUCAUCCUUAUUCUGAAGCAAUACAUAUAGGAGCUGAUGAAGCUUACCAUGUCGCUGAGGACAGGAGGUGCAAGGAAAUGCUAGCUUCCUUAGGCCAAAAUAAUAGAGGAGUUGAACGUCUGAAACUGAGACAUAUUGCCAGAAUCGCGAAGUUAGCAUCCAGUUAUAAUUUUACCAAAGUUUUUGCUUGGAAUGAUAUGUUUGACAAAUCUUCCAUCGAAGAUAUGAAAAUGGAACAAUUAGGGAAAUUGAUCGUACCUAUGGUCUGGGGGUAUGCGCCAAAUGUGUUAAGAGAGAAUUAUUUUCCUCCUGGUCUUUUUGAAAGAUUAGUUGCAGUUUUUCCCAAAAUUUGGUUUGCUAGCGCUUAUAAAGGAGCGAACGGUGCCAACCAAACUUACAUCAAUGUUGAGCGCUACUCCACCAAUCAGCGUUCGUAUGUCAGACUGUACGAACAUUAUACAACUAUUCUACAAGAUUCUGUGGGUGGCAUUGUGCUUACUGGAUGGCAACGAUACAAACAUAGGUUUCCACUCUGUGAGCUGUUACCUACUUCUAUACCUUCGUUAGUUCAUAAUAUAUUAUAUCUGAACAAUGUUAGGCUAUCUCAGUCCCGUAUUGAUACAAUGACAAUGGAAGUUCUGAACUGCACCGGUAAACACCAGAGAAGGAACCUCCUACCUAUUCCGUUUCGGAAUUACACGUAUUUUCCGGAAAAAGAAAUGAUCUAUUCUUCUUGUCAGUUUUACGGUUCAGAUGUUUUCAAUAUUAUAAUGAAAGAUCUGCGUUUUUUACAUUGGAAAAGCAAUUACUUGUUGCCAGUAGAUAUUCCUCUAUUCCAAGAGGAAAUUCAGUCUCUGAAAAACAGAGUCUUGAACAUUUUCCCUAAUUAUUUUUUUAAGAGAGAUGUUGACGAAUUCCUCAAGCAAAACAUUGAAUCUCUUGUAUCCAAUUUUUAA